This is a messenger RNA of Emericellopsis cladophorae, 1554 nucleotides long. RefSeq lists its product as uncharacterized. Gene Ontology annotation, biological process: transmembrane transport. NCBI's taxonomy places the organism in Eukaryota, Fungi, Ascomycota, Sordariomycetes, Hypocreales, Bionectriaceae. The record is from RefSeq and is a predicted model, not a curated record. Gene Ontology annotation, molecular function: transmembrane transporter activity. The transcript has a single exon. The coding region runs from base 1 to 1554 and encodes 517 amino acids.
AUGCCCGUCACGAAAGACUCGCCAUCUGAGGCAUCAGUUCUCGACAGCAAUGCCAUGGUCCCACCAGGAUCGACUGCAGAAGGCGGCCCAGUAUCAACACCACAAGACCGAAAAUGGUCCAUCCACUCGCCAUGGGCAAAAAGAGGCAUUGUGCUAUGCUCGGCCAUGACCGCCUUCUUCUCCCCCUUUUCGUCGCAGAUCUACCUCCCCGCCAUGACAUCCAUAGCCAGCGACCUCGACCUCUCCAUCUCCCAGGUCAACUUGACCGUCACCACCUACAUCGUCACCCAGGCCAUUCUUCCCAUGUUCGUGGGGCCCCUGGCAGAUACCUUUGGCCGACGUCCUGCGUACCUCGUCUGUGGUCUCAUCUUCAUCGCCGCCAACAUGGGACUCGCCGAGGCACCGAAUUACGCUGCGCUUCUGGUUCUCCGGAGUCUCCAGUCGGCUGGGUCCAGUCCCACGGUCACGCUCUGUGGUGCUGUCAUUGCGGAUGUGGCUACGUCCGCCGAGCGAGGGACGUAUGCUAGCAUUACUGGUAUUCCGACUGUUCUCGGUCCGGCGCUGGGACCGGUGGUGGGAGGCCUCGUGUCGCAGAAUUUGGGAUGGCGCUGGAUCUUCUGGGUGUUGACCAUAUUGGCUGGGGUCAGCCUAUUGAUCAUCUUAUUGUUCCUCCCCGAGACGUGUCGCGCCCUUGUCGAUGAUGGGUCAGUGGCGCCACAGAAGUUGUCUAGGACGGCAUGGCAAUGGGCGGCAGAAAGACGAGGAACCGGCAACAGCUACACAGAACAUCCGCAACAGCGCGAGGAGAGGACAAAAAAACCUGUCAUGGCUAGUAUACUCGGCAACUUUGCCAUGUUGUGGGAGAAGGAGACGGGCCUGCUACUGGGCAGCGGAUGCCUGCUGUUUGCCGCGUACACGGGUCUCACAACGGCCUUGGCGACGAACUUUGCGCAAGCGUACGACUUGAGUCCCACAGACACUGGGCUCAUGUAUCUGCCCAUGGUUGCAGGCACUCUGUUGGGUGCCGUCCUCGCGGGGCCCAUGAUGACCUGGAACUACAAGCGUCAGUGCGCUCGCCAGGGCGUUCCCUACGAUCGUUCGCGGCAGAUUGAUCUCUUGGGGUUUCCGAUUGAGAGGGUGCGUCUCGAGAUUGGGAUUCCCUUUCUCGCAACGAGUGGUGUCGCCAUCAUGGCAUGGGGCUGGGCGGUGCAGAGCAGGGUGCACCUAGCAGCGCCUUGUAGCAUCAGUGCCGUCGUGGGUCUCGGGAUGACAGUCUUCAACAACACGAUAUGGGCGCUGCUGAUGGACAUUCACACGGCUAGGGCUGGGACAGCGACAGCGGGAGCGAAUCUUGGACGAGGACUGGUGAGCGCAGCCACUGCGGCGUUUAUUGCACCUGCCAUUGAUGGACUGGGAAUGGGUUGGACAUUUACCGUUCUCGCUAUCCCUUAUGCAGUCGUGGUUCCCGUCAUGUGGUAUGUCAUGGCGAAUGGCAUGCGAUGGAGGGCUCAGCAGGUCCAAGUGGUGGAAGGCCACGCUCUGUCUGCGAAGUGA